AAAGAAGGGGAGCGGAUAGUGUGAGUAAGAAAGGGGUGGAGAGAAAGAGAGAGAAAAAGGGAGAGGGAGGGAGAGUGAGAGUGAGAUGAUCAGAAGAGAGGCAAGGGGAGGAAAAAGGGACGCAGCUUAAAGACAUCUUGUUUCCUCGAGCUACAUAAGAAGAUCACAGUAAAGAUUACGAUGGCCUUCUUGUUGAUGUUCGUGAUGCUGCUGCAUUUGGUCAGUCUGGUCAUGUUGUUCAUCGCCACCCUGGAGAAGUCCUGGUGGAUGUGGGAUGGCGAGGACCGAGCGGAUCUCUGGCACAAGUGCAUCUCUGAUAACACUACAGGCACCAUGAUGUGCACCUCUGUUUCUACAAACGAUUGGUUGCAGUCAGUGCAGGCUCUUAUGGUCCUGUCCGUGAUCCUCUCCUCCAUCUCCUUUAUCGUGUUCAUUUGCCAGCUCUUCACCACUUCGAGGAAGGGCCUCUUCUACGUCAGCGGCCUUUCCCAAAUCUUUGCAGGCCUGGCGACGUUUACAGCAGUCCUGAUCUAUACUUUCCAAAGGAAAGAGAUCCUACAUGACCUUAGGGAGGGUCAUUUCGGCUACUGCUUCAUCCUGGCCUGGGUGUGUGUUCCCCUGCUGUUCUGUAGUGGAGUUCUCUAUGUCCACCUGCGCAAGAAAACACACACUGCAGCCUGAACGAAUCGAAUGCUGUGUCGCUUCGGAGUGAGUCGGUUCUUUGAAUCGACACUUUUAGGUGAACUUUGAGAGUCGAUUUGAGACCUUAAAGAAGCAACAGUUAUUAUAGUCAGAGUGCGUCCGAAAGAUGGCGCUGUUGUCCAGCUCUGUGACGUAAUCGCUCCAAACAAUUAUUAUUCACAAAAUAUGUACAUUUGAGUCUGUUGCACGUUUAUGCACAUUGGAAUAAAUGAUUGCAAAUUAAUAUUUGAUUUUUUUUAAAUAAUAAUAACCUUAUUUUGAUAAUUGGACUGAAAUUAAUGGAAGAGUUGUUAAAUGUCACCUUUUAGUAAAAUAUAGUUUGUGUUUUGACGUCAGUAUUUUUUAACAUAUAUUAACACACGUAUUCAUUGCUACAGUAGUUCUUUUAAUAAGAGUUCUUUUAAUUUCAUUUGUACACUGAAAUUUUAUUUCUUUUCAUAUUGUCAGUUUUCGUUCUUGAUAUAUUUUUUAUAAAGUAUAUUACACAAAUGUUAUUAAAAGUUUUUUGUAAUUAUUA
Tachysurus fulvidraco (yellow catfish) is the source of this 1219-nucleotide messenger RNA. It is a transcript of the gene emp3a, whose product is annotated as epithelial membrane protein 3a. The coding region runs from base 181 to 681 and encodes 166 amino acids. The transcript has 5 exons. Gene Ontology annotation, cellular component: plasma membrane. The record is from RefSeq and is a predicted model, not a curated record. Lineage: Eukaryota; Metazoa; Chordata; Actinopteri; Siluriformes; Bagridae.